GCUCCGUCGGUCGUCGGUCAUUUGUCGAUUUGUCCGUAUGUUUCGUGUUUGUUUGUCCAGAGUAUUUUGCACGGAUCAUAUUCCAUGAAUUAUUUCUCGCUCCGUGCUCGACGACCAACAGCAAACUAGCAAAGUUUGCCGAUGCCGAUACGUGAUCCCGGAUCCCGUCCGUUGUCCAAGUUGGUCCAAGUUCAAAGUUCGAGCUGUUCGAGGCAUCGAGGUGUCCUGGUGGUCCCGCCGUCCUGGUCUGUUGGCCGUCAUCAGCGGUCAUAUGCUAUAAUGGGUAACAGGUCGAGUCUUCUUCUACGCGAGGAUGAGAUAGCGCAGAUACAGAAUGCCACUGGUUUCACACCAAAUCAAAUCGAACGUUUAUACAGCCGCUUUACCAGUUUGGAUCGCGGGGAUUGCGGCACACUCAGUCGAGAAGAUUUCCUUAGGAUCCCAGAAUUGGCGAUAAAUCCUCUUGGCGAAAGAAUAGUAAACGCUUUCUUUGAAGAAAGUGGGAACGACCGAGUGAAUUUCCUGCAGUUUAUGCAGGUCCUGGCCCGUUUUAGACCUAUCAAGAAAAAUAGUCCCAAUCGAUUAAAUUCAAGGCAGCAAAAGUUGAGAUUUGCAUUUAAAAUGUAUGAUUUGGAUAACGACGAUCUGAUAUCGAAAGAUGAACUACUUGCUAUUUUGCAUAUGAUGGUUGGUGCCAAUAUCAGUGAAGAACAGUUAACCAGCAUUGCGGAACGGACCAUAGUCGAGGCUGAUGAAAAUGGUGAUGGUAUGAUAUCGUUUGAAGAAUUUUGCAAAGCACUAGAACGUACGGAUGUUGAGCAGAAAAUGUCCAUAAGAUUUCUCAGUUAAAUUGAUUACAAUGAUUACUGAUUUAUAUAAAAUAUAAUAUAAUAUAGAAUUUAUAUGUAGGUGUGUUGGGUUCGUGUGUUGAAAAUUUUUACACGUACCUACAAGAGAUUGUGCAUAUAUAAACAUCCAUAUGUAAGCAAAUCAUGUAUACGUAGUAAUCUAUAAUAUAAAUCUUGGAUUUUUACGCAAAACGUACUACGAGUUAAAAAAGAAUUGUAAAUGAAUGUGUGCAUGUGUGUAUAGUAUACAUUAUUAAGUAUAAGCAAAAAGAAAACAGAAUCAACUAUAAUUUUGAUUCAACUGUACGCAAAACAUGAAAAAAUGUAUUUUAGGGGAAUUAAAAAAAUCAAAUUAAAAAAUA
Messenger RNA from Temnothorax curvispinosus, 1210 nucleotides. It is a transcript of the gene elm, whose product is annotated as calcineurin B homologous protein 1. Gene Ontology annotation, molecular function: calcium ion binding. The record is from RefSeq and is a predicted model, not a curated record. The coding region runs from base 142 to 849 and encodes 235 amino acids. NCBI's taxonomy places the organism in Eukaryota, Metazoa, Arthropoda, Insecta, Hymenoptera, Formicidae. The transcript is spliced from 5 exons.